CAAGUACGAGCUAUGACGUCAUUUUGCAAGUGUUUAUUUUGUUGUCAUGUCUGUGCAGAGGCUCUUUUGACGGCUUUUGCUUUUGUGAAAUUUACCUUUCAAAUGCACGAAAAAGAGCUUUUUGGACCAAGAUCAGUCACCGUUUUUUGAAAAAAUGAGUGCUCUGAGUUAGGAUAGAGGUUUUACUGAUAUAGACUGUAAGGCAGAAUACAAAAAUGUAUCGCGAGCAUUUGGCUGCUGUAUCAGCAUGGUUCGAAACCUUGUCAGAAUGCGAGCAAAUUGUCGCUCUAUAUUCUUUGUUGAAAAGAUUGGCCCCAGCACAAGCUCGUUUCCUUACUUUAGCAAUGGACCAGUCACUUGAGAAUUGUGUUGAACUUCAAGUGGCAGAACAACAAGCCAAUAACCCUGGUUUUGUGAGUAGCUUAUUGACAGAGAGUGCAGAAAUUGCCAUGAGCCAGCUCCUUCAACAUCUCCCACUCCUCCGCCCUGGAAACAAUGAAGCUAGAUCACGAUACAUUGCUGUUAUUCCACGUGUCUUGAGUCAUGCCACUGAAACAGGGGCACACUUAGAGGAAGCUAGACAGUUACUUUCCUACUCGCUAAUUCACCCUGCUCUUUCUAAUGAUGACAAAAGGACAUUAAAUCCAUGGCUUAAAAUGAUGGAAGAGCGUAUCACUAAUGGGGGAAUGGGUGCAAAUACACCUAUCACAGCUGACUCCUCUCCAACUCAGCAGCAGCCACCGCAGCCGCAGGGACAACAACCAUCCCAGCCACAGAACCAGCAGACACGCCCUGGUUUGACUAUUUCUAACAAUGGACAUUCACAUUUGCAAUUCCAGCCAAACUCACAGAAUCAAGGUGGAGUGGGAAAUUACACGAAUGGUAGCCAACCUAGAGUCAGACGCAGCAACAGCCUUACACCACCUGUGAGCAUUGCUCAUAGUGUAGAGCUAUGGAGCUCACAGGAUGACCUUUCUGGACGACAAAAAGCUCGCAGUUUCUCACUCUCUUCUGAGUCUGGGCCUCCAUUAUCUCCGCAAAGCUCUCAAGCUUCUUCGGGCAGUGGCUCAGAGUCACAUUUAGAUGAUCUCCGGCUGCAAUUUAGCAGUGACAGCUGUGGCAUGCGAGAUAUACCAUCCUGGCUAAAAUCCUUGCGAUUACACAAAUAUGCUUGGUUAUUUUCUCAACUCAGUUAUGAGGAAAUGUUGAACCUCACUGAAGAGAAACUUUCUGCCCUUGGAGUUACGAAGGGAGCUAGACACAAAAUUGUUCUUAGUGUUCGCAAACUACGUGAGCGUUAUCACACACUCUGUCAGUUGGAACGGGAUGUUGUAGCUGGAGCUAGUUUAUCUCAAGCAAUGGAUGACUUAAGAGCAGUUUUGUGUUCACCCAUCAAAGCAGUUGAUGAGAAAGACAAGGACACCAGUGUUGAAGAUAUUCCAGAACAGUUCACUAAAGUAAUGGGAAAAGUGUGCACUCAACUACUUGUAUCAGGACGUGCUGAGGAAAAGCUGUUAAGUGACUUUGUCUGGCUACUAGAUCGAUGUCUGCAACAUGAAGCUUUUAGUGCGAUACAUAAGCAACGACUUGGCUGCUGGAAAAUGCAGCUGCAGCAUGUGUGGCGUCCAUCUCCCCAGCGUCACCUGCACAAUAGAUACAAGUGGCACAACCCUCAUUCUCAAACAUUUUCCGUUGGCUCCCACCCUACAGCCAAUGCACGAUUUCAGGGCAUUAUUGGUCAAGGGUGUCCAACCUCUCAAUCACAGCAAUUACAGCAGCAAGCAAAUCAGCAUCAGCAGCAAACUGCUCAGCAGCGAGCAGCAACUUUUGCGAGUCUAUUCCAAAGUUUGGCUCCAUCUCAACAACAGCAUCGCAAUAGUUUAGCUGUUAUUGGAAGUCCUCAGCUUGGAGGAAUCUCUGAAUUCAUGGCAAAGCGCCCAAGUCUCCAGGACCCACUUCUCAUGGAGCCCCUUGAAGGCCAUUCUCAGCUAACAAGAACUCGGUCAGCCCCUCACAAACCUUGUCAGCAACUUGUCUCACCUGACACAACUCUUCCACCCACAAGCCUUCCAUCAACACUGCCACCAACAAAUACUGAUUAUGAUCCCAUCAACUCUCGGUUGGAAUCAUUGUGUCUGAGCAUGACAGAGCAUGCUUUAGGGACAUCUUUGGAGCUCUGAGGUGUACUAUAAAUUUUUGACUUAAACAACAAAUGAGGAGAUUCAAGUGCAUUAAGUAAAUCCAUUUAAUAUGGUGAGGGAAACAGAAACGAAGAGACUGUGACAGCUGCAAGACUGUGCUGUGCUGUGCUUUGCUGUCUUAUAGUGAGUCAAAAUGUAGCAUUUCAUUUGCAAUCCCUAUGAGGUUAUUUAGGAAACAUGAAAAACUUCAUUAAGCCCUGUGUUGUGUUGUUCCAAAUGUAAUUUUUUGUGAACCAGAAAACAUGUAUGGUUUGUUACUAAAUGUUGUCUGAGAGUCAAGAACCCAUUGUAUGGUAAAUAUUUGUAAUAAUUGUAAUUUUGAUUGAUACAUUUUAUAUGUGGUGUACAUAACUGCAAAAACACAUUAGUGUGAUGUGGGUGCAUCUAUUCCUCACACCUUUGACUAGUAAUUAUAUAUUUUAAGAUGCCUAUUCUUGUGUGGCUAUUUCUAUACCGCACCGCUUUAAAACUUAUUCAGUUUUAUGCAUCUACCAUAAUUUCCGGUGUUGUCCUCUUUUGUGUAUAGAAUUUAGUAUGAUGCUUUGUGAAAAUUAAAAGUUUGAAUUAGUCUGGUUUAGUGGGGUAAAUUGCACUUUUAAGAUGUGACAAGGUAACUUCCUGUAACUCAUUUUUUAAAGCAAAACAAAAAAAAUUGUCUGUUUUGUAUGCUGGAACCUUUUACUGCCACAUUGCCUGGUUUCUUCUGUUUAUUUCUCUCAGACUUCAUAACUAACUGACUGACUGACUAUUUGUCUACUGUUUGCGAUUUGUCUGGGUGUUCAAUCAUGAUCUACAUUGUAUAAAUAAUUACAAAAUGAUCUAUUUAAAUAGAAGAAGUACGCAGGUCGGAAAAUUCAUACCAGAUCUCUGUUGUUUUAGUUUAAAGUACAUUAUUAUGUGAUGUGAUGACAGGAUGUAUGUAAGAAGUCAUGUCUCUUUUGACUGUCUCACUAGCAAUAUUUUAAAGAUGUAUAUUAGGAAUUUCCAAGAGAGAUGACACAGAUUGUAGAGUCUUUUAUUAUAAUUAAUAUUAUUAUUACCUGUACACAAUCACCUACCCCAGUUGUCAAUUAAUUUAAUUGUUUAUCUUCUUUUCUUAUGCUGGGUGUGAAUUUUGUGAGAGAUGUGUUAAGGACAGAUGCCUAUAAAAUAUGUUACCUCUCUGACUAUUAUGUAUUGAGUGCCUGUGUGUAUGAGUUUGUGUGAUUGUGUUUAUGUAUGAUUGUAAAUGUAUGUGUACUUAAAGCAUUCAACACAUAAGCUACUGUACAAGAAUAAAGCCAACUGUGUUCUUUUAAAUAUUUCACAAGAGUUGUAUUUCAAUUUUUUUUUGAAACACGCAUGCUUGUUGUGUUUCUUUUCUGUAUGUGAAAAAUAUUAGAUAUGUUACCCCUUGGGCUGUUUUCUUUACAGUACCUUUAGUUUGUUUGUUUGUUUGUUUCUGUUUUGUUGAAGUACUCUUCCCAUGGCAACUGAGUUGGAGUCAAAUAGAUAAUUCUAUGUUGAUCAAAAUUGACUUUUUUCUUGAUUAAGAAAUUUGUAUUUAUCAGCAAAUGGGUCAGGCUGUGCCUACCAGUGUUUUAUUUAUUUAUUAUUUAGGGCAUACAUAUGACUGGACUUAAGCUUUUGAUUGUGAUGUUUCUGCUCCUUUUAUUGCAGUUAAAAGUUAGAAAUCGCGUUUGAAAUAUGGGUGAACAGUAUGCAAUAUUUAUCUCUUUCAGAUCUCAAUCAGGGAGGUAAAACUUUUUAGUUCUCUGUAGGUACAAAAUGGAUGUAAGAGUAAAGAGCGAUUUCUGUCUAACUUUAAAACAAAAUAUCUCCAAAUAAUUUUGUUUGCAUCUGUGAAUUUUUAAGUACACUACCAUUAGUGCUAUUUGAUGAAACAGAAAUAUUCCAUCCAUUGAACUAUCACUAGUCAAGCAACCAAGAUGUGCCCUUAAUUAAUUGAAUGGUCCAUGUUACCUCAAUAUCUAUCUAAACUACCCCCCCUUUUCCCCCAAAUUUUAGAAAGGUGUUUUCUUCUCAACUUUCCCAUUAAAAUUCAAUCACCAAUUAUUUAUUUAUUUUUAUUGUAUUCUUCAAUUUGCAAAUAUUGAGAGCAGAGAGAUAAAUCGCAUUAUUUAAGUGCUUGACAACCAUACAGUGUGUUUAGUAUCGCACCUUGUAGCAUUAAAGAAUGUAUUGUCAUUGCGAAACAACCCUGUAAAAUUACAUUCAGAAGAUUCAGAAGGACAACCUUAAUGGUUCAUGUAAAUAUGAUCAAAGACUUAAGGGACAUCUUACAAACAUUUUGUAAAUGUGAGCAUACUUUUUCACUUUUUUACUUGCCUCUAUUUUACAGAAGAGGCUGUAGGUAAUAUUAAUUAAUACAAGAAAUAAUUUGUAUUGUUUUUAGUCAGGUAGUGUGUCCAACCUUAACAGUUUAGUGGCCUCGGUCAGGCUUGUAAAAUGUAGCUUGUGUGAAACCAUUCUCCCAAUGAAGAGGAAAAGGAAGUGAUGUGUAACAAGUGACUGUUAUCUCUCCUUACGCUCCCUGAAGCUAGACCUUAUUGAUUAAAAUAGAAUGUAAACUAAUCCUGUACUUGGCAAUCUUACUUUAGCUUAUUCAAGUUUUACUGAUCUUAAAAUCUCAUUCAGUUACUCCCUCUCUAUAGUAAUUUUGUAUUUUGAACUUGGGUGCAUGCAACAUGCUUAACUUAUUAUGUCAUUCUAAUUUUUCACUCAUGUGCAAUUUUUUGUAAGUAUUGAGUUAACUCAUGCUUUUUCACAACAGUUUAGCUGACAAAGCACUUUGCCUUAGUCAGAAAAUCAAAAACUAAUUUAGAGUACAAAGUUUGCUAAAUAUUAUAGAAUAUGUAUCAGUUUCUGAUUAAUAUGACAAACAUGUCAGUAUUCUAUUUUUUCAUUAAAUUUUUUGUAAGAGGGGAAAAAUUAAUUAGGUAAUACAGCUGGUAGACUGAUCAAAGUGCAGUAUUAGAGAAAAAAACAUGCUGAAAACUGGGUUUGAAAUAUAAAUUUUGCGCAACUUUUGAUUCAGAAAGUGAUUUAGCCUUUAUUCAGUGUUCAAUGAUUAGCUGUGUCCUGUAUGGCUUCAUUCUACAGUCUGAUUAGCUUCAAAAUAAUGUAUUAUGCUAAUGCAUGAUAGAUAUUUAAGCCCAUCUGGGUUGUAGAACUGAUAUGUUUAGAGUUCUUUCACAUCUUCCAUUUCUCAUGGAACCAUUGUGUUCCUAGGUAUAAGAAUUUGUGAACAGUUUUUUGUUCAUUUUUGUAAUGGUUAAGUGUUUCCUUUUUUGAAAUGGACUGAUUGGAACAUUUAUGUGGUACUUUGUAGCAUGUGGGUAAAAGUACUGAAGUUUCUUGAACUGACCAUCACCAACAAUCAUUUUUUAAAUAUGUCAUAGGCCUUGGCUUGUAGUCCCACCUUCUCACUAUGGCAUCCAUACUCUUGAAAUAUGGCCUAACUAACCUAAAGAAUUUAAAUAAGAUUCAAAUUUGAAACUGAUUGUGUACCACUUAAUUGUUGUUGUUUUUUCUGUUGUUUUUUUAAAUAUUUCAAUGCUUACUGAUUUCUUUAAUUUAUCCAAAUGUAGAAGGUACUGUGAAUCCUGUCUACUUAAUCUUUUCUCAAAGCAUUAGUUUUUCUUUUUGUUUGUAUACAGGUACUUGCUCAACCCUAUGGUAUUCUCCUUGAAUCCAUAGUGUCAGAAUCUAUUUCUUUUUAUUUUACUGAACGCGCUGUGCGCAUUAAAAAUGAAAUUUGAUAAAGCUGGGAGAGGGAUGCUGAGUUAUGGCUGAAAAGUGUUUGUGUACCUUCUUUGAGGAGACAGUGUUGUUGUCUUAAAAGAUAAUUGAUUGAUUGUGCUGGAUUCAGAUGAUUUUUGGAUGAUUGGCCCUCAGCUAUUAUUACUGUCCUUUUCUACCUGUUAGUAGAUGUUUGAUUCUUAAUAUUGUACUAAAAUUAAUUGAGCAACUUCAUAUAGCAUUGUUCUAAACCAAAGACUGAUGUGAUUUGAUUUUGACUGCCUGACUUUUCUUUUUCUUUUUUCAUAUCAUUCUUCUGUAAUUACUCAUAGUUUCAAAUAUUCCACUUUGGCUAACCUGAAUGUAUAUGAAGUGUGCAUUUUAAACAGGGAGUAGAUGAUACUUGUCUAUUUUUCUUUCUCAUGCAUAAAAAUGUAAGUGCUUUUUCAAGUACUUGAUGACUUUGCUUGAAAAUGUUGUACAUUCUACUGACAGAGAAAUGCAACCAUUAUGCUGUUUUUGGAAACAGCCAGCUAGUAUGAGCUUUGUCACAAACGUUUCACAUCUGUAACAACAUUUGCUCUUCUCUUUGUAUUCCCAGAAUCUUCUCGUGUACUUCAAAAUUUAACUUGCAAUCUAAGCAAAACUCUUAUGCAUGGACCUAUUGAAUAGGCCCCUUAAUUCGUGGAUGGGAUAUAAGUGUUGUUUUUUUUGUACAUGUCCCUUUUAAGCCAAACAAAUUUGAGUUUCCAGUGGGACCACUAGAAUUUCCAGCUAAAAUCCCUCUCCCACACACUGCACUUCUAUAUACAUACGGUUUAAGUUUAUUACUAACUUAUGGUUAUCUUAACAGCAUUAUUAUCAUGAUUGAUUUUGCAUGUCAGUAAUACCUGUCCUGCUCGUCAUGUGAUGUGAAUACCAUAUACUCUGUAUUAUGUAGCAUUUGUAGCUUCCUUGAUUUAUAUAUUGAUUAUAUUAGCUUGUACUUUGUGCUAGCUGCAGCGCUGGGCACAGAACUAUGACUUCAUAUGGUGUGCAAUCAUGAGCAUGAAUGUGCGUUCGCGCCAUAUGUAAAGCAUGCUGGAACAUGUGUGGUGCAAUUUCAGAAAGUAAUUUGGAUGUGUGUGUUGUUGUAAUUGUUUGCAUAUUGUUUUCGUAUUUGUUUGCAUAUAUACAUUAUAUGUGUAUGCUGCUUAUUAAAUCAUUUAGUUUGCAUGCAUGUAGCACACAUUGUAUUGGAAAAAAAUAUUAAAAGGUUAAAAAAAAUGUUAAGAAAUAAGCAAUUAGUUGUGGCAGUGCCACCAGUAUAUUCAUUGUGGCAUAUUUGCAGCUUACCCAAUUCUCUUGACCCAAGGUUUUUCUGGAAAUGUACGUUGAGAUUAAUCCCUUUAAAAUUUGGCGUGGAGUUGUUUCUUUUCAUAGCUAACAUUCUAAAAUCAUGAAGUUCUCUUUUUGUCAUUACCCGUAACUGUUAGACCUUCCUUUGUUCACAUGAGUAUCAAGACAAUUGGGUAACUGUCUGCAUUGAUUCUUUUUGUACAUUUUUGUGAUACUUUUUUUUUGUGUGUGAUAAGUGUUGAAGUUAUAAGACUGAUACUAAGGAUUUGCUUGGUUUUCUCUGGAUUAUAACAGACAUCUGCAUGUUUUACCAGCAUACUGUUUCAUUAAACAUAUGUUGGAAAACUUCUGUUGAACAUGUAGGAUUUUUUAAAGCAGACAUAGCUGAAUUUGUGUCGGUUUACAUUUGCAAAGAAAAUCAAUGAAAUUAAUUGAUCCUGUGUUGACAAGGUUGAGCAGUGAUGUGCAUUUGUAAGGUCAGCAGUCUCAAUUUCCUCAGUAUAUUGUCAUGAAAUAAAAAUGAUUCCCAAA
Frankliniella occidentalis (western flower thrips) is the source of this 7811-nucleotide messenger RNA. It is a transcript of the gene smg, whose product is annotated as protein Smaug homolog 1. Bases 216 to 2180 code for a protein of 654 amino acids. Gene Ontology annotation, cellular component: P-body. The transcript is spliced from 12 exons. Gene Ontology annotation, biological process: regulation of mRNA stability; negative regulation of translation; nuclear-transcribed mRNA poly(A) tail shortening. Lineage: Eukaryota; Metazoa; Arthropoda; Insecta; Thysanoptera; Thripidae. Gene Ontology annotation, molecular function: protein binding; translation repressor activity; mRNA binding. The record is from RefSeq and is a predicted model, not a curated record.